Messenger RNA from Paralichthys olivaceus (Japanese flounder), 819 nucleotides. It is a transcript of the gene hddc3, whose product is annotated as HD domain containing 3. The record is from RefSeq and is a predicted model, not a curated record. NCBI's taxonomy places the organism in Eukaryota, Metazoa, Chordata, Actinopteri, Pleuronectiformes, Paralichthyidae. Gene Ontology annotation, molecular function: guanosine-3',5'-bis(diphosphate) 3'-diphosphatase activity.
AUCUCACCCUGAUCUCACCCUGUAAGAGAGAAUAAAUAAGAAGAAUAAAGAGAAUAUCUGACACAUCACAUGAGCAGCUAGCAGCUUCUGUAGCUAAACUGACAGCUGUUUAUCCCCGGACUCUUCAAACCAACGGACCCCUCUACUUCCGUUGAUGCGACGUUUGACGCAGUGUUAUUUCCUGUUAAUUGAUUUUUCACCAUGAACUCAGACGCACUUCUGCUGCUAGAGACGGUUCAUUUCUCUGCAGAGAAACAUCGUAACCAGCGACGCAAAGAUGCGGAUAAAACUCCGUAUAUCAAUCAUCCAAUCGGAGUAGCAAGAAUCCUCAGCCAUGAAGGAGGCGUCACAGACAUUGAGGUUUUGCAGGCUGCUCUGCUUCAUGACACCGUGGAGGACACUGACACCACGCCUGCCGAGCUCGAGAUCAAGUUUGGGCCGACCGUGGCUCAUAUCGUCCAGGAGGUGACCGACGAGAAGAGUCUACCCAAACAGGAGAGGAAACGUCUGCAGGUGGAACACGCGGCUCAUUGCAGUCAUCAAGCCAAACUGGUCAAACUGGCUGAUAAACUGUACAACCUGAGGGACCUGAACCGCUGCACACCUGUUGGUUGGACAGCGGAGCGGGUGCAGGAGUAUUUUGAUUGGUCGUCAGAAGUGGUUAAAGGCCUGAGAGGAACGAGCUCGGUUCUGGAAGAGAAGCUGGACGAGCUGUUCAAACACAGAAGAGUCUCAACAAUCUGACUGAAAACUGAAGAUUUCACUCACAAAUAUAUUAAAACUUCAUUUGUGCUAAUGCUAAUAAAUCUUAAUUUCUUA